Molecule: messenger RNA, 3429 nt
Organism: Yarrowia lipolytica CLIB122
Lineage: Eukaryota; Fungi; Ascomycota; Dipodascomycetes; Dipodascales
Source: RefSeq, a predicted model, not a curated record
AUGCGUUUCACAACUCUCACGUUUUUGAUUGCGCUUGUAGCGGCCAAACAGGUUGCGUCUCCAAUCACGUCGUUUGCGAUCGGACAAGCCGACGAUGUUUCCAACAAGGAAGGCGUUGCCCGAAGCAAAUGGGAGCUGGACUACACCUUUGCCCUGUCUCCCGAGCAGGAUCACGUCGAUCCCGGCGACUUUUUCACCUUUGAUUUGGACGAAAAACUGAAUGUUGCAGAUGUUGAUUCCUACGACUUCCUGGUGAAGGAUCCCCAAGGAGUCGACAUAAUGAGAAUCACCAACGACGGCCACCAUUUCACCGCAACUUACACCGACUAUGUUUUAGACAAGAACUACCAGAUAACCGGCGACUUCUUUUUGCAGGCUUCUCUCAACAACGAAAUUGUGCGAGAAACCGGACCCACCACGAUAACCACAUACACCAACAAGGGCGACUUUUCGGACGAAAUCAUCAUCAAGUCUGUGGUUCAAAAAGACAAUGUUUACAAGAUUGCCGAGAGAGAAGGAAACCGAAUCAGAUGGACCAUUCAAGUUCCUGCGUCGCCUUAUGAUCGUAUCAAGGUGGUUGACAAGCUGGAUGACGAUGGAACUGUGUACCAGAGCCAAGAGAAACUUAUUGCCGAGAUGGAGCUCAAGAUGUUCAAGGGUCUGACGGAGACUUUUGAUUACGACACGGUUGACAUUGUCAAGGAUGUCUCUCCUUACGUCAAGGUGACUUCCUUUGCUUCGGAUGGGUUCACUCUGUACCUCGAGAACGUGCCCCAGGACGAUGUGACUGUCCAGAUUGUUUUCUGGUCGGAUCUACAGUACCGACAAGACAGAUACACCAAUGCCAUGGACUGGGUGCUGUGGGAGGAAGGACAUGGAGGUCCAUUUCCUUCUGAUCCUUCUUCUGCGGGCUCUUCUGCUAGUGGAGAGAUUGGGACGCACACUGGAGGAGCCUGGUCCCGGUCUGGAACAGCUAAGGGUGGUGCACUUUGGGAAUCGCCCUAUUCCGAUAAUGAUCUUAAUGCUGGAGGUCAGGGUGAUGGAGAGGGAAGAAAGUCUUCAGUUAUUCUGCCUCCCUACAGAGAAGGCGAGGAGCCAACUUCCAGCGCUGAACCUACUAUUACCCCUACUCCUACUCCAGCGUCGACUUCUACGGAGGCAACCACCACAGAGGUGUCUUCCACUGAGUCGUCUAUGGAGUCUUCCUACGAGCCCACUCCUGUCCCUACUACCUCAGUAGAAAAAUCUGAAGCUCCCAAGACUGAGGAGCCCAUAUCGGAGCCUUUUUCCACUGUUGAGUCCACUAUGUUGGAACCUAACUCUGAGCUCUUUUCUGAACCCUCUUCCUUAGUGGAAUCCACCACUGAGUUGCACUCGUCCACUGAGGCUAGUACCACUGAUGAGUUUACUCCCGCUGGGUCAACUACUGUAAUGAUCUCAUCUACAGAGGGACCCUCAUCAAGUACUGGUGAGCCCUCUUCUUCUUCUCUCCUGGAGACUGCUGAAGCAUCACCUAGCAUUCUCAGGACCUCCAGCGUCCCUGUGAUUUCCAGUGCUUCCGAGACUACAGUCCCCGCGACUUCCAAAAAGCUCUCUAGUGCUGUUGAGAUCUCGUCUACCGAAGUUUCCAGCGCUGACCCGUCUUCCACAGUCGAGCCUAGCUCUUCGAUUCCGGAAUCAUCCAGUUCUGCUGAGACUUCCACUGAAUCAUCUGUUGUCCUUUUGUCUUCGGUUGAGUAUUCGUCUUCUGUCGAGCCCAGCUCUUCUUUUGAGCCCAGCUCUUCUGCCGAGUCUUCGUCUUCUGUCAAGCCCAGCUCUUCUGUUGUGUCUAGCACUCCCCUGACCUCAACCGCCCCCUCUGCAUUCUCAUUUGUGAACUCCACGACCCCAGUCCCCGAAUCUACCAGUGCUCCGGUGACUAUACUGUUUUCCAGUUCUGAACCUGUUCACAUUACUGGAUCUGAAUCUACUACUGUCACGGAGACCACUGAGUCAGUCUCGGUUGAAUUUAGCUCCUCAGUUGGGUCUAGUUCUGCUCUUGAGUCGAUAACAGAGUCUUCCACCUCCACUUCCUCUUCGACCCCCUCUUCCGAUUUCCCGACCCCGUCUUCCAAGUCCUCUACUAGUGAGUAUAUAGAUCAGCUUCGCAAACCUCCGUUUCAUACUAACACAACACAGCUCUGUCUUCAACAAUCAAGGCUACCACUGACUCCUCAAUUGUCCCCCUCUUCCGAGCCAACCACAGAGACAGUUUCUCUUUUCACAGAGCUGUUAUCUUCUAUGGAACCCACAUCUGGUAAGCACGGUGACUCAGCCUUUGAUCCCACUUCCUCUUCUAACAUAGCUCCCACUACUCCAAAUCCCUGCAAUGUUGUUGAGUCAGCCACUAUCUCUGGAACCCCUACAAUCGUCACUUCUGACUUUUGUCAGGAGUCCUCAGACUCUGUCUCCACCGCUCCCAUCUCCUCCGCUCCCAUCUCCUCCGACCCCAUCUCCUCCGACCCCUUUACGGUGGAACACCCUGUCACAGUGUCUGGAACUCCUUCUGUUCUCACUACCGACUUGAGCCUGACUACAAUUUCCAAUCCCUGCAUCGAAACCGAAGUUGCCGCUGUCUCUGGAGUUGAAUUCACCGUAUUCAAAGACAACUGUUUUUCUGCUCCAGUCUCUCUGGUUCCCAGCAGCUCCACCCCCGCCGCCUGUGUCGAAACCAUCACCGUGUCUGGCAAGGUCUCCAUUGUCAACAAGGAGGAAUGCAACGUCACAUCCACCGUCACUGUCCUUGCCCCUAUCACCAAGACCAUUACUCAUUGCGACAACGAGUCCUGCACAGCCAUUCCCGUCACUCUCUCCGCGCCUCCUACUCACGCCAUGGAGAUUGUCACUGUUAUUGAUGAUAAGACUUUCACCGUGACAGUGUGCGACGACCACAUUAUCACCACCCAGACCAAACCCGUCACUAUGACCAAGACUGUAUGUGACAAGACCAAAUGUGUGACCCUUACCCAAACCGAGCCUACUCUUACCACCGUCAUCAAUCGCAAGACCAUCACCUUGACUGUGCCUACUCACGAGACUGAGGUCAACACAGUCACUACUGUCGUCGACAACAAGACACUGGCACUCACUACUGUCGUUUACAACAAGACUCCCACCAGCCUCCCAAGCACUCCUAUCAAGUCUGUCUUGACUGUGUCUCCAGAGAAUCCUAAGACCGAGACCCCGGGAAGCGUCAUAGACAUUCCCCAGUCUCCCAUCAUUCCUGGUACCUCUGAAAUCACAUCCAACUCUCCUGUUGCAUCUUCUCCUGCCAUUUCUGGCAACACGACAAUCCCCAGACCCUUCCACACCCGAAAGCCGAGUUCCAAAGCUGGAACUUUGGAGAUCUCUCGUCUUGCCCUGAUCGCUGUGAUUGUUUUCCUCAUGUAA